UUUGUUGCGAUAAAGAAGAACCUAAUAGUAGUGAUUCGUACUAACGUCGUAGGGAUCGAUAACAUUCAAAUAAACAAUGAGUAGUGCUGGUAACUUAACAUUCCGAAGGUUCUUGGAUUAUUUCAAAACCCACGUUAAUCCUAAUGAUCCACUUCCAAUUCGGGUGCCUGGGUAUAAUAUCACAACUGACGAAAUGCCUGGAGAGGUUAUCGAUUGGACUCAACAGUAUCUAUUACAAAUUGUUCAAUCCACUGAAACUAAGUACAGUUGUAGUAAGUCAUGCAAACACUGUGUGCGAAGGUCUACUGGAUAACGUGAAAUUGAACGAGAUCGUAUCAAAAAGUUCUUCAUCGACUCUAAAUCACACUCCACCGUUCUAUGUCAAGGCAAUUAAAAACAGUCGUCGUAGAAUGGAAGAUAGGCAUACGUGCAUUAGCGACUUCAAUGGAAUGUUUGGAUUGAGUGAUACACAACCAACUAGUUUUUAUGGGGUGUUCGAUGGUCAUGGAGGGCAAGAUGCCGCUAUAUAUGCAGCUGCUCAUAUUGCUUACAACAUUGCGAACAGUUCAAAUUACCCCAGCAAUAUUCAAGCAGCAAUAAGGGAAGCAUUUCUAAAAACUGAUGAAGAUUUCAUAGUUAAAUCCGACAAACACUCUAUAUACAGUGGGACAACCGCUUUGGUCUGCAUUAAUCGCACUAAGGAAAAAAAAAUUUUCUUCGGAUGGGUUGGUGACUCACAAGCUUUGUUGGUUUCCGAGGGUAAAUUAUGCCAAAUAGUUUCACCACAUGUUCCGUCGGUUGAGAACGAAAAAAUCAGAAUCGAAAAAUUAGGUGGUGUUGUAGUCAAUUGGAAGGGAUUGUGUCGUGUAAACGGAUUGCUUGCAAUAUCCAGAGCUAUAGGUGAUGCCUCGCAUAAGCCCUUUAUUAUAAGCGAUCCAGAUACUUCAUUUAUUAAUCUUGACAAUAAGGAAGAUUUCCUUAUUAUAGCUAGUGACGGUUUGUGGGAAUCUCUUAGUGAAGAUGAUAUUGCAUUAUUCGUUUACCGGUAUUUGGUAGUGAACCCAGAGUGUACCGAUACGGUAGCCGAGGCGUUGAUCGAAAAAGCUAGGAAAGGAACGACUGAUAACAUCACUGUUGUGAUCAUAUUUUUCAAGAAUCCAAGUAUAAUUGCAAAAUCAGCCUGGCUAAGAAAAAUGGAAGACGCUUGUGACAGUAGAAAUAGUAGCAAUAGUACAUUUGCGAAUGAGGAAUUAUCGACAAUUGUUGCAUCUGAAUAUAUAAACAACGAAUCCAAUAACGAUUACACCACAAAUGACAACCCACCAAAAAUUAUACACAAAAGUCGUUUGGAAGAUGAACUUGGACCAGAAACGGAUGUGGAUGGACAGGAAGAUGUCACACCCACCAAAUCUUCCGAUGUCAUGGAAAAAAAUAUCACUGACUUGAAUUCAUCAAAUUCGACAAAAUUAUGCUCCUUAGAAAAUAAAAUUCUGAUGCACUUAUCGGAGCAGAACAAAGAUCUCCUCAUUAUUGACAAUCCAUUUGAAAAUGACCAUUUCAAUCAAUUGAACAAUUUGCAAACACGAGAGUCACAGACGAUUAUGAAAAGAACCGAAUCAUUUCCGGAAUCACCAAUUGAUAACAGAAUAAUGGACGCUUUUGUAUCAUUAAGUAUCACAAAUGGGAGAAGUGUAAAACAUAACAUCAAUGACGAAAAUGGUGACAGUGCUUCAUUCAAUAAUUCUAGCAUAAUUCUAGAAAAUAAAGAUCUCUCCGAAAAAGUUGACAUAAUGCACGAAAACUAUAUGCCAAUAUCACAAGGAUGCAGCAACAAAUCACAGGACGAUAUUGGUCCCACCACUAUCGAUUGUGACCUUAUCCAUGUUCCUGAAGAAUCCGGAGAAGAAGAAGAAGAAGAAGAAGAAUGGAAUUAUAUUGACUGUGAUAAAAAAACAGAUGAUGAUUUACAUGGAAUUACAAUUGAAAACAAUAAUAUAGUUAGUGAAAUUUAUGAUCUCUUAGAUCAUAAAGACUUGCUUCCAACAGCCAGCAAUACCGUUAAAAAUACAUUGGAACAAGAAAAAAAACAUUUUAAAUUUAUCAAUAUUGUAGAAGGCAUCAGUAACGCAGCUGAUCAGGAAAUGCAAAAGUCUGAGACGGCAAACGACAGUGUCGUGCUUAAAAACAGCCAGGAAGAAAUUAAUUUAAAAGUUGACUGUACAGAACUUCCAGACAUCGCAACAGAUUCGCAAGAUCAGGAACAACAACCCGUUCAGUUUAAUACAUUGAUUGACAAACAGUUCAAUCGUCCAGAUAGUCUCUUUUUUGAAAUGGCAUCAAAACUUAAUCCUGAAGCGAAAGAGUUUGUUCCAAUAGGCUCUCCAUCUCGAUCAGCUCCUACAAGUCCAGUUUCACAAGUUCCCGUGGUACUUCGAAAUUCAUAUCUUCUACUUUCUGAUGAUACUUUGAUUUCACAAAGUCCUAAAAGGGGCGUAAAUAUUAUGGACAAUAUCAAUGUUCCUGCUGAAGACGAUUUUAAGCAGGAAAUGAGCAAUAGACCACAUGAAUUUGAAAUGACACCUGAUUGUAGUAAUGGUAAUGUUGACACAACUAUCCGGUUGCAUCUUAGUAGCGAAUCAUCAUACCAAGAAAUGAAUUCAAAGGAAGCAAUGCAACGUGAUGAAAAGCUUGAUAACGAAUAUAGCGACGAACGGCAGAUACUUAUUCAUGAAAUAGGCACAGAGCCCACGAUUGAAAGCAGUUUAUUGAAUAUCCUGUCAAAGGAGCAAAACCCUAUUAAUACAUCUUUUUACGAAGGACGCAAUGAAGUAUUACUUUCAAGUAAUUCUGAUGAGUUGAACAAAGUACAGAUAUUACCAGAUGAUUACAAUAUUACACAGAAAUUAUUAAACUAUGAAGAGAAAUGUGAAUCAAAUCAAUUAGAAGAACGUGGAAUAGGAUUAAACACUUCCGAAAAAAUAAGAGCAAAAAGCGAAACGAUCAAGACACGAAAACAGAUCGAUUUAACUUUAGAAGAAUUACAUUCUGAGUCACACCACCAAGUAAAUUCGAAUGCAUCAGUUUCAGACAGUAAUAUUUCCUCUUUAUUAGAACAAAAGCAAAUUGAUGCAACUAUUAUUGAAAAAACUCCUUCAUUAGAUAAAAUUGAACCGAAGUUAACAUCGUUGAUGGUCGAUGUAACCGAAAAUGAAAUCAAUUUAAAAAAAAACUACGACAAAAUGCAUGAUUCAAUAAUAAACUUGGUAAUUCACAAUGAACCUAGUUCUAGGGAAAUUGUUAAACUGGAAGAAACUGUUAAGCUGGAAGACUGUGAAUCGAAUCGUGAUUUUUUUGUCGAUGCAGAAAUUGCCAAGGUGUCAUCUAUGAUGGAAUCAUUACAACAAAAAAUUAAUAAAGGAAACAAUAAUGACUAUGAAAAUUUUACAUCUCCCACAGCAUCUUCUAUUGAAGGGCACUCUACUAUCUCAUAUGACGGAAUUAUGAGUCAUGAACUAGGUUCUCAUAUAGAAACUCUCAACGAUAUACCCUCAUACUUACAACAAAAUGAUAAUAUUAUUGAAGUGAAGAAUUUUAAAUCAUACAGUUCUACCCAUGUCAACACCAAGUCUGUACAUGACAAUGACCAAAUCAACAAGAGAAAAACUCUGAUCGAUCUCAAAGCUCAAAGCUCAAAGCUCAAAGUCACUAAAUCUAUCGAUACAAAAGCAAAAACCUUGAUAACAGCCAAGUCUGUGAAACCAAUAGUUGAAACUCAACAAAUUAACACGAAGACUGCGAUAGUUAACGCUGAUAAUAAGGGGCCUACUACUUCAAAUAAAUCGCUAACCAAACCAAUUACAAAAGCAACAAUUAUGAAACCUUAUAUGAUGGCAAUGAAAAAAAACACUAUUAGUAACACACAAAAAUCGUCUAAUGAGCCAGUAUUGACAUUUAAAUCGUACUCUGUAGCUACAGCGCGAACAAAUGAAAGUAAAAGAAUUACGGACAAGAACAAGCUAUCUGCAAUUUCGAAACAAACAUUACCGAUUAUUGCAAAUGAUACCAAUUAUAAAUCAUUAACGACCACCAAAAAAGUUGCAACUGGUGCACCGAAACCUAUUGCGACGACUAGCGCAACAGGAAGUAUUAGUGGCAGACAAGCUAUUGAAUCAGCAACUGCAACAAGGCCGGCGUCCUCAACAAGCGGGCCUAAUCCAUUUGUAUCUGUCAAACCUCGCACGUCUACUGCUUCUUCAUUUGGUAAACCCCGAACGGUAUCACAAGCUACGACAAAAUCAUCCGAUCCAUCGACGAUCUAUAAGACGAAUACGACUUCUAUAACUCAAAAAGGGAUCUCCAAUGUUAAAAGUGCUACCCGAAUAACUCCUAUGGCAACUAAAUCAAUUUGUACCGUAUCCAAAACAUCAUCAUCGAACAGUCGGACAUCGACAUCAUUGAAAACAAUAAACACUUUAUUAAAACCAAAUUACAGGGCUGCAAGUGUGCCCAAAUGUAAUAAAACAAAUACUACUUUAUCGUCGACAAUGAAGAUGGACACAAAAUCAUCACCAGUUGACAAGAAAGAGUUGAAAACAUCUAAUAUCGCGAGCCUCGCUGAAAAAGUUUCAGUUAAUGAUGUCACCAAAAUAUAGAUCCUGACAAACACUUGAAGAAUGAUAUUAAUCAGCUUUCUAUAAAGAACGGAAAUAAUUCGCAAAUAAUUGUUGGGGUUGCGUUGAGGUUGAGCGACUAAACUUUUGUUCCUUCCUGUAUUUGGUAUUCGUUUUAUUUUCUUUCGUUGCGAUGUGUUUGAAUGUAAAGGUAUCUUUUAUUAAUCGAGAAUAAAUUUAUACAAAAAAAUGAAAAUAAUUAUAAUUAAAGUGAUACUAAUAAAUAACGUUUGUCAACAUAAACCUCAAGUUUAUGAUUACGAUUUAGUUAUGUUUCUAGGGUCAUCAAUUCGGAGCGCAGCGGCACAUCUGUCAGCCGCAAAAAGAAAUAAUUUGAAAAGGCUGACAAUCAAAACUGUUUUUGAUGGACUAUUAUGAUAAUAAUUUGGUCAAAAUUGAUAAUAGUUAUUACAUUUUUAAAUGAAUCUUGUUUAUUUUUGUAUUACAUUUACAUAUUCAGCCACACAGCAGAUACAUUC
Messenger RNA from Malaya genurostris, 5149 nucleotides. RefSeq lists its product as uncharacterized. Lineage: Eukaryota; Metazoa; Arthropoda; Insecta; Diptera; Culicidae. The coding region runs from base 144 to 4652 and encodes 1502 amino acids. Gene Ontology annotation, biological process: negative regulation of protein kinase activity; protein dephosphorylation. The transcript is spliced from 11 exons. The record is from RefSeq and is a predicted model, not a curated record. Gene Ontology annotation, molecular function: cation binding; protein serine/threonine phosphatase activity.